This is a messenger RNA of Morone saxatilis (striped sea-bass), 3288 nucleotides long. Its product is annotated as CBY1-interacting BAR domain-containing protein 2-like. The record is from RefSeq and is a predicted model, not a curated record. Bases 2049 to 3089 code for a protein of 346 amino acids. The transcript has 9 exons. Lineage: Eukaryota; Metazoa; Chordata; Actinopteri; Moronidae. Gene Ontology annotation, cellular component: ciliary basal body; ciliary transition zone. Gene Ontology annotation, biological process: cilium assembly.
AAUACAUCACAGUCAUAGCCAUGACUAUCAAAAAUAUAAUCUAUGAUUUCAAAGUGUGUAGUACUAGUAAAGAACCAGCAGGUGGAGGUACUGCCAUGUGGAUAAUAUUCAUGCACUGAGGAGAAUCCAUGGUUAAUUAGAAUGAUGCUAUACUACGGCUUCAGACAAAUGAUAUUUACCAGAAAAGCAGGAGACAACUGAGUAUAAUGUUAUCUGGACAGUAGGAAACCUGACCUUUAGGAAAUUAUAUCAAAGUUUGUGGUUUCCUGAUAGAUGGCUGCCCUUUUAGUUCCAAUGAGCUCUUUACAAUGUGGAAAAAGUAGGAAAAUGUGAAACUUGUCAAACCACUGCUGCACCAUCAAUGUCUCUGACUGCUGUCCAUCUGUAUAUCCCACUAGCAGUAUGUUCCACUCACGUCCCACCUAAGUAUGGCCUCAUGCGCAACUUGUGUCCUAAAACGAUGAUAUUGGAGGCAUGGUGGUACCGUUUUUUAUACCAUGUUAUACCUUUUCAAAAUUAAACUUAAUUCCUUUGUUUAGUACUGUAUCCGAUAACACACAUGAAAAAUGUGCAUUUUUCACAACAGGACUGUUUUUAGCAAAUACGUGAAAUGUAGCCACAUGGCAUCAAUACAUAGCACAAGAACACUGAGCACCUUCGAGUGCUCUACCAAAACUCUUUUAAAAAUAUACACACUAUACCACUCAAAAGUUCGAAGUCACCUGCCACAAAAGCUUAAUUCAAUAAAGUCAGAUGUUUGAGAGGACUAUUGUAGAUUUUUUAAUGGUCUUUCAUGCAUGUAGAAAGUCCUCUUGAUAAACAGAUGUUAUUUUGUAUGACUGACAUCUGAAAGAGCAGGAAGAGACAAAGAUCCUCUAAGCAACAGUUCAAUAAAAAGAUAUCAGCAGUCAUUGAAAGAAACUGUUAGCUUAGCAUCAACCGUUGUGCAGAUUUAUAUAGAGUAACAGUCCCUGUUUAUUAUUAUUAAGCUGGAAUAAACAGGCGUGUUGCUUUAGCAAAGCUAUUUUUCAUGUAGCCUUGGAUAUCUCUUGAAUCUGAAGACUUGGCUGUUUUUAACUUUUUGUGACACAAACUUCAAGCAGCUUUUCCUGUGUUUACAAGUUGUGGGAGUGGGUUGGGUGGGGCUACUGUUGUUAGUAAUUAACCUCUGACCUGAAGACAUUUGAAUGAAAAUGGGUUUUAUGGGUACCUACAAGUCUAAUUUACACACAUGCCCACUUUAUGCUAAUCCCAUGCAAUUUGGGGGAAAAAAACAGUUUUUUGCAUGUGGUAUAAAUGCAUUUUUGUAUUUGAAUAUUUCUGAAGACUGGGGUCCAUAAACAAUAUUAGAAUUGUAAAAACUGGGAAUGACUAGAAAACUGAGACACAUACUUAAUGACACCUCUGCAUAAUCCAGUGCAUACAAGUGUGUACUUUUUAAUUAAAAUUAAUAUGGUUUACAAUUAUUUACUUCCAAGCCCUGCUGGUAAAAUGUUUGUGCCAAAAAGGCGUAUCUCAUUCUUUUGCAAAGAAUUUCAAACUUUAGCAAUAUUGUUUUUAAAAUCAUGCUCAAUCUGAUAACACAAAUAUCUAAUAUUGUGUUUAAUAACAGCAAAUUCAAGUUUGCACACAACACACUUAUGUCCCUUUGGCUCCAAGCCCUCAAUUUUUACUCUACAUUUCCUUUCUAAUUUACAUAAAUCAAUGUUUUUAAGCUGACUGACACUAGAGAAGCCAGGUUCUUUGAAUCUGAGAAUAUGGCAGGCCUUGGUGCCCCCAGUGGCAGUGGUAUAGAAAGACAAUGUAAAAAAAACACACUCCAGAGAAUGACACCUGAUAUGAUGGUUUUUCCUUUGUGAGAUGCAGAACUUCCAGCUCUAAGGUCCAGUAGAUGGCCAUAAUAAUACUCUGCUGCCAUCAAGUGGCAAAGGGCAUCACUAACAUCGUCACAACAGCUGUUACAACCUCUGUUGUUAGUGUUUCUAUAGCAACAGUCUUCCGUUACCUGGUGCAGGUGAAAACCAGCCAAGGCAAACAACAGAACAAACAUGAACAGCCUCAUGUCCAGGGAUGCCCAUGUGAAGAGCAUGGAGCAGACGGUGAAACAUGCUGAGAAGUACCUGGGUGAGAUCUGCUCCCUGCUAGCCUCUUACACCCGGAAAACUGCCAAGCUCAGAGACAAAGCAGACCUGCUGGUAGCUCAGCUUUUCGACUUCUCCCGGACAGAGGAGCCUGAGCUUCAGAUUGGCCUGAAAAACCUGGCUGAAGACCUUGCCAUGGUGCAGGACUACAGGCAAGCUCAGAUAGAGAGACUGGAGACCAGAAUUGUUGCUCCUCUAAAAGCCUACGGAGACAUAGUCAAAAAUAAAAGGGCUGAUCUGAAGAAAUUCAACACUGAUCUGAACAGAGAGCUGAAGGAGCUGCAGAAACUUGAGAAAGUCCGGCUGAGGAACCCAGCAGAUCGACAAAGUAUUUCUCAGGCAGAAGUAAAUGCUCAGAAAGCUUCCAACAAUGCCCAGCGCAGUAUCAGACAGCUAGAGGAGGCCAUCACAGACUUCCAGAGGCAGAAGCUAGAGGACAUCAAAGGGAUUUUCACAGACUUCAUCACAGUGGAGAUGCUCUUCCAUGCUAAAGCACUGGAGGUCUACACACACACAUACCACAACCUGGAAGCAAUGGACAUUCAAAAGGAUCUAGAGCUGUUCAAUGGACGAAUCAAGAUGUCCGACCCUCUGGCUGGGCGCCUAGACACUACACUGAGCAGCUACUCUUCUCCCCUCAUGAGCCGCUACCCCAGUCCACCUCUGGCUUCCCCCAAAGGCCAAAGCCUUAGGUCAACACCAGCAUCUACAGCAGGCCAAAACCACAGACAACAACACAGCCAGUACCCAGACACAGCCAGGAGGUCUCGCAGCACCUUACAACGCCAGAGAGGCGUGGAGGAGGAGGAAGACCUAGAGGGGGAAGAUGAGGAUGAAGAAGAGGAGGAAGAAGAGGAGAUGUAUGAAUCAGAGACAGAGGAGGGUCAGCACACCAGCAGGCAGUCUUAUGCCGCUCAAUAUGCUCAGAUUCGCAAAUGGCAAAAGUAGCAGCCUGCGUAUGGAAACACACACACACACCUAUGUGUACACUGUGCUGUUUUUCUUUUCCAUACUAAAACAGAUAUGCUGAUGACUGUACAGCUAUCUUUUCAUCAGCACUUCUUUUCAUUUUUUGUCUUGUGUUUUUGUCACCAAUCUGCAUUAUCUACAAAUUAUGUUUACAAUAUUAAAGCUUUUUUUAAAAAAA